This is a messenger RNA of Soboliphyme baturini, 963 nucleotides long. The record is from the annotation of a GenBank genome assembly. NCBI's taxonomy places the organism in Eukaryota, Metazoa, Nematoda, Enoplea, Dioctophymatida, Soboliphymatidae.
AUGAUCAGCGAGAGCAAUCCGCAACAGAAAGAACACCUGGUGCGCUGUGGCAUCAUCAACCACAUCCUUGAUCUGAUCACGGAUUUUCAUCACGGCUCCGAUCUGCCACCCAGCAAAGCGUUCUUGUCGCACAUUAAACUGCAGCCGGUGACGCGCGGCACCGGAUACGGGUCCGGCUCGACUCGCAGUCAAUGGGACAUCGAACGGUACGUCGAAGGGAUCAUGCUCCGAGAGGAGCAGACUAUUUGGCUGUUAAACGCUUUUAACUCGUUUCUCUAUUGCGAUGCGCACGACAACCAUUUGACCUCUGACCUGGUCGCUCUCAUAACUUCAUCAUCACUCGUACCGAUGAUUCGGUGUCAUCUGAAAAACGAGUCGAUAUUUGAUGUAUCUGAGCACUUGGAGUUUUAUCGAAGCCUGCUUGAGACGGUCUGCUGCAUGGCAAUGUACCGCUCGUUGGCUGACCUCAUAUACCUGCCGUCGAUGGACGGCCCGUCCAUAGCGCUUUGUCUGCUUCCGCGGUUCCGGUCGCUGAUCGUCACCUACCUGAACUUCUUGCACAACCGCUUCUGCUCGUCUGACCUGCGACUGGUCGACUUCCUGCAUAAGGUGGACACCUGCUGUAAUCUGCUGUACAAAAUAGACUGCCGCGCGCGCGCCGCCCACAGAAAGCUAGACUAUACACCAGUCAUGGCUUCCGCUCACCAGUCACAAAAAACUCUCGACUUGUCAUCACCUAACCCCGUCGAAACUCUGGACUAUGUUACGACAUUAAAAAGCUUUCAGAUCACCUCAUGGAAAUUCGUCGCUAAUUCGGGAAAUUUCAUCUAUCCAUACACCUUUCGCAAAGAAGCCAAAACCUUGAACUUAUUCAGCCCCACUUUGAAGGUAAGAAUCGAUUUAAAUAAGGCGUUUAAUAGGGCUUACGUCAUUUAUGAGGAGGUGACGUCUUUCAUUGACUGA